GGUAAAAAUGUUCCAAAUAUAUUUGUUCUCCUUUCAGGGUGGACAUAGAACUUGGCGUUAUCACCUGCAUGUAACCUGCUGUCCUCUGACUACAAGGCAGAAAUUAGGUUAAUUAAUUAAUUUUAAAAGGACGGGAUCGGCACUGAUGCUGAUAGAAACGGGAAAAGUAAAUGUCACGGGGAGCAAAGCUGUAGGAACGCCGGCGUUUCUCGAUACAGCUGGCAGCAAUUUCCUGCCAGGAGCCCGGCCCUGCCCUCGCUCCCCGCCCCGCAGCGCUGGGAGCGGCACGGGAGGGGCACGGCGGGACAGCGGGACACGGCGACAGCGGGACAGCGGGACACCGGGACAGCGGGACACAGGGACAGCGAGACACCGGGACAGCGGGACACAGGGACAGCGAGACACCGGGACAGCGGGACACCGGUACAGCGAGACACCGGGACAGCGGGACACAGGGACAGCGAGGCACCGGGACAGCGGGACACAGGGACAGCGGGACACAGGGACAGCGAGACACCGGGACAGCGGGACACGGGGACAGCGAGACACCGGGACAGCGGGACACCGGUACAGCGAGACACCGGGACAGCGGGACACAGGGACAGCGAGACACCGGGACAGCGGGACACCGGGACAGAGGGACACAGGGACAGCGAGACACCGGGACAGCGGGACACCGGGACAGCGGGACACCGGGACAGCGGGACAGCGGGACACAGGCACAGCGGGACACAGGGACACCGGGACACGGGACAGAACAUCUACAAGCAGAUCUACAACAAUGCAAGGACCUCCACCUGCCACAGCACCUGGAAUGCCCUAUGGCUCCCCUGAGCAGGUCCCUGGGGCUUACCAAGGUGCAGGGAACUAUGGAUUCCAGGCACAGCCCAUGGGGUUCCAGGCACAGCCCAUGGGGUUCCAGGCACAGCCCAUGGGAUACCAAGGUGGAUUUGUCGUUCCACCUGUCCAGAACCAGCCCACCACGGACGGGACAAUCUGGAUGCCUAUCCCUCCGUCUAUUCCCAACUGCCCUCCUGGACUGGAGUACCUCACACAGAUUGACCAGGUAUUAAUCCAUCAGCAACUUGAACUUCUUGAGAUUGUGACUGGCUUUGAAACAAGCAACAAAUACGAACUCAAGAAUGCACUGGGACAAAGGGUGUACUUUGCAGCAGAGGAGACUGACUGCCUUACCAGGAAUUUCCUUGGGCCAUCACGGCCCUUCACCAUCAGGAUUGUUGACAACCUGGGCCGCGAGGUGAUAACGCUGCAGAGACCCCUGCGAUGUUCCUCGUGCUGCUGCCCCUGCUGCUUGCAGGAGCUGGAAGUCCAGGCGCCUCCAGGAACCACAGUUGGCUAUGUUGUCCAGAACUGGCAUGCCUGCCUGCCAAAGUUUACCAUUCAAGACGAGAAAAGAAUGGAUAUACUGAAAAUUAUUGGCCCAUGCAUUGUGUGCCGGUGUUGUGAGGACAUUAAUUUUGAGGUGAAGUCUGUGGAUGAGACUUGUGAUGUUGGGAGGAUUUCUAAGCAGUGGACUGGUUUUGUGCGGGAAGCAUUUACAGAUUCAGAUAACUUUGGAAUCUCAUUCCCAAUGGACCUUGAUGUGAAAAUGAAGGCUGUCAUGAUCGGUGCUUGCUUCCUUAUCGACUUCAUGUUUUUUGAGCAUAGUGGUAACAGGCGUCAGAGAGCAGGAGUUUGGUAAUGAAAUCCGGAUGUUCUGUAUGGAAGGAAGAAGAACAUGGAUCUCCCAACUUUUCAGUGAAUUGCAGAGCUUCAGCAAGAAUAUGAGAAAUGUACAUGUUAUAGUUACAUUUCUAUAAGCUAAAAGCUUUAUGGUCUUUUUUAUUAUUUUUUUAAUCUGGUGAAAUAAUUUGUAGUAUUCAAACAAGGACUCUUUAUCUGUACAGAUCAAUAACAUGAUUUAGAGAAAUCUAUAGCAACCUUUUUCUUUUUCCAAAAACUGUCAUUUAAAAGUAACUGAGUAUAGUAGUUAUUUAUUACUACUAUAACAAUACAUCUAUUCCUAAAAAAGAGGACUAUUUCUAUAUUAAAUAUUAAUAACAACCUAAUCAGGAGACACUGAUGUUUUCCUGGAUGUUCUUCUGUGGUAGUUUUGCCUUGGUGUUCACAUUCUGUUGUUUCCAUCUUCCUAUCAAAUAUGUCAAAUAUAUCAAAUAUGUCAAAUACAUCAAAUAUGUCAAAUAUAUCAAAUAUAUCUGUUCAGAGCAUUUGAACAGAACUAUCUGAAAUCGGUGUAAAAUGUUAUUGCUGUGAUGCACUGUCUCUGUCUGAGCUGGAGCUGCUUUCCCCAGCAGCCCUCCCAGGGCUGUGCUUUGCCCUGGGGGCUGGAAGGGUGCUGAUAGCUCAGCAGAGCUGCCCCAGCUGCAGAGCUGCUCUCCAGCAUCCCCACCUGCCUGGGCAAGGUCCUGGAAGGGUGCUGAUAGCUCAGCAGAGCUGCCCCAGCUGCAGAGCUGCUCUCCAGCAUCCCCACCUGCCUGGGCAAGGUCCUGGAAGGGUGCUGAUAGCUCAGCAGAGCUGCCCCAGCUGCAGAGCUGCUCUCCAGCAUCCCCACCUGCCUGGGCAAGGUCCUGGGAGGGGACCCCACCAGGGCAGCUGACACAGACUGACCAAAGGGACAUUCCACACCGUGUGACAUCUGCUUGGAUAUAAAAGGUGGGAAAAGGAGGAGGAAGGCGUUGCAUUCAUUUCUUACAGUGUUUGCGUUCCCCAGCAAUCACUUCCAUGCUGAAGCCCUGCUUCCCAGGAAGUGGCUGGGCACUGCCUGCUGAUGGGAAGUACACAAUAAAAUUUUUGGGUUUUUUACUCUUUGUUGGUGCACACACAAACUUUUGCUUUUGUUUUAGUAAAGUGCCUUAUCUUAACCUACAA
Messenger RNA from Prinia subflava (tawny-flanked prinia), 2889 nucleotides. Its product is annotated as phospholipid scramblase 1-like. The coding region runs from base 146 to 1702 and encodes 518 amino acids. Gene Ontology annotation, biological process: plasma membrane phospholipid scrambling. Gene Ontology annotation, molecular function: phospholipid scramblase activity. The record is from RefSeq and is a predicted model, not a curated record. Gene Ontology annotation, cellular component: plasma membrane. The transcript is spliced from 9 exons. Lineage: Eukaryota; Metazoa; Chordata; Aves; Passeriformes; Cisticolidae.